This is a messenger RNA of Bactrocera dorsalis (oriental fruit fly), 2306 nucleotides long. RefSeq lists its product as uncharacterized. Bases 598 to 1173 code for a protein of 191 amino acids. The transcript is spliced from 2 exons. NCBI's taxonomy places the organism in Eukaryota, Metazoa, Arthropoda, Insecta, Diptera, Tephritidae. The record is from RefSeq and is a predicted model, not a curated record.
UGAAAUUGUGUGUUUUUUCAUGUACAGUUAUCUUCAGAUUUUGAAGGUUGGGUGAGAAUGCCUACAAAUAAUCGUUGACAAAUUUGACUCUGACAUUUUUAGGCGCAAUAUUUUGCCUGACAUAACCUGACAAACUCAUACAGCCAACCAAGCCUUGAGAGAUUAAUCUUCGAUCAUUGAGACCUGCGUGGAGUUCCUUAGUAUAAAAGUUGUGUUAAAGGAACUUGUCAUGAACAGUUAAACAAAGUUUGGCUUUUUCAAAAUACAGCAUUCGGUGAAAAUGUUUGAAUAUUCGAAGGAAGAAUUACUAAGUCCUAAUAAAUAAAAAACUUUGAAAAGAUCUCUUGAUAGUUUUUAUGCUUCCGGCUACGAACACAGAAAACUUCGCAUCCUAUAACUUGCUUCAGUAUUAUGAAUUUAGAUUUACAUCUCUUAAUUAAAACGAUAUAUAAUUUUAGUAUGUUCCAACUUGUUCAGGUAUUAUCUGAGAUGUUUGCAACACUUCGAAAAUUCUAUAAAUGACACGCAACCAAUGACAGACUCCAGUAAUAGUACCGCAAUAACAGACUUAUAGGAGUAUUUGCAAGACUAAAUCGCAUGCGUUGCAGAAUGAAGUUCUACGUGGGCAUCAUUAUAACGAUAUUUUUUGUGUGCAUGAGAUAUGCAGAGGCUGAGCAAAGUUACACGGUGAUAAAUGAACAUUUCGAGCAUUACGAUGGUGUACAGGAGACUCUAUUUUCUGCGGAUAACGCUAGAGUUAUCGGUCGUCAACGUAACUUGAAUGGCACUUUGAAGUUUUCGGUAGAUAUGGACAACGAACACUUUAUGCUGAGUGUAGAAAUUUUCCAUGCUCAACCAGGUGAUGAUAAUUUUAAGCUUAUACCAAUAGGCAUCACGCGUAUGCCCCUUUGCGACGCUUUCAAAACCUAUUUCGCUAAAGUAGCGGAACCGUCUUUUGUACAUGGUGAGAACACCGAUUUUCCUUACAUACCUGAAGAGGGGUUGUGUCCUAUUCCGAAAGGUGAAUAUUACUUUAAAAAUUUGACUGUAAAGACCGACACAUGGCCUACUCAUAUACCAAGGGGCAAUAUAAAAGCGAAAAUGUCUUUUUUCAAGGAUGGGGUCGAUAUUGGAGCAGGGGCACUGGUAAUGAGAGUGGAAGAUCGUGAAUGAAUCUUUUUGGUUUUGAAAAAGUAAAGUAAAAAAGACAGAAUUGGUUUGUUAACAACUUAGUUCUGGAAAAAAGAAAUGAAAAAAAAAUAAUACGAACAAAGAAAUUUUUAAACUUUUUGGUAUUUUCAUAUUUUGCAUGUUCGGUAAGUUGGUUUGUUGUUAUAAGGUUGUCAAAUAUUUCCCUUCCGCUUUUUUGCUCUUUAUUCAAUUUCUUAUUAAAAGUGUUACAGUGAUGGGGUUUAGUUCGAAUAUGCGCUGUUUCGUUUGAUAAUGUGUUUCCAUCUAGACGGCAACUUCAUAAUACCCCCUUGCUAGAAGCCCCCUCCUUAUUUGCGACGAACUCGGACAGCCAAUUUUCACAAACCUCUUUUGAGUUCAACUUUACACCAACAAGGAUGUUCGCCAUGGACAGGAACAGGUGGUAAUCACUUAGCGCUAUGUCCGGGCUAUAUGGUGGUUGCGAUGAAACCUCCCAUCCGAGUUCAUGUAGCUUCUGACGUGUCAUCAACGAAGUGUGUGGUCUGGCGUUGUACUGGUGGAACACUACACCCGUUCUGUUGGCCAGUUUUGAACGCUUCUGGUCGAUCGCUUGCUUCAAGUGUUCCAGUUGUUCGCAGGAGAUGGUAGAACUAAGCGUCUGACCAUAUGGGAGCAGCUCAAAGUAGACGAUUUUUUUCCAAUCCCACCAAACACACAGCAAAACCUUCCUGGCCGUCAAUACCGGCUUGGCCACUGUUUGUGCUGAUUCACUGGCCUUCGACCACGACCGUUUUCGCUUGAUAUUGUCGUAUGAGAUCCAUUUUUUGUCGCCAGUCACCAUCCGCUUCAAAAGUGGGUCAAGCUCGUUCCGUUUCAGUAGUACUAUAUAUCGCAGACGUUGAUUCGGUCCAGAAGGCCUUUAUGCGCCAAAUCAUGCGGCACCCAAACAUCAAGAUUUUUUGUAUAUCCAGCCUUCUGCAGAUGGCUUAAAAUGGUUUGGUGACUAACUCUUAUCUUCUGGGCGAUGUUGCGAUUCUGUUAUCGGUGGUGUUUUUCACCCGCUCUGAAUCGUCGAAACCAUUCCUCCGCAGUUCGAAGUGAUAGAGUACCAUUCCCCUAAACAUCAUUAAUCUCACGGAACGUUUCUCUAGCGG